Molecule: messenger RNA, 1321 nt
Organism: Onychostruthus taczanowskii (white-rumped snowfinch)
Lineage: Eukaryota; Metazoa; Chordata; Aves; Passeriformes; Passeridae
Product: basic salivary proline-rich protein 2-like
Exons: 3
Coding region: 124-1092 (322 amino acids)
Source: RefSeq, a predicted model, not a curated record
CAUAACUCUAUUUUUGUUGCCUCCCAUUGUGCCAAACCCCAACUGUCCCAAUCUUUGUUCCUCCAGCUUUGUGACUCUUUUUUGAACCAUUUUAUUUCUAUUUCAACUUUUCAGGUUUUACAAAUGAGGGAUCGGCGUUUUUCACAGGGCUGUCCCCUCAGGGUGGCACUGAGAGGGUGGCACUGCCCUCAGGGCUGUCCCCUCAGGUGGUGGCACUGCCCUCAGGGCUGUCCCCUAGAGGGUGGCAGGGCUGUCCCCUCAGGUGGUGGCUUGGCCCUUGGGGUUGUCCCCUGUCUGGGGGCUGUCCCCUCAGGGUUGUCCCCUCAGAGGGGCUGUCCCCUGAGGCAUGGCCACCCCCUGAGGGCUGUCCCCUCUCUGGGGCUGUCCCCUCAAAAGGUGGCCUCUCCCUGUUGGGGCUGUCCCCUCAGGCAGUGGCAUCGCCCUCAGGGCUGUCCCCUCUCUCGGGGGGCUGUCCCCUCAGAGGGUGGCCUUGCCCUCAGGGUUGUCCCCUCAGAGGGGAUGUCCCCUCAAAAGGUGACCUCCUUGUUGGGGCUGUCCCCCGAGCAGGUGGCCUCCCCCAGGGGCUGUCCCCUCUCUGGGGGCUGUCCCCUAAGGCAGUGGCAUCACACUGGGGGCUGUCCCCUCAGAGGGUGGCCUUGCCCUCAGGGCUGUCCCCUCAGAAGGGCUGUCCCCUCAAAAGGUGACCUCCCUGUUGGGGCUGUCCCCUCAGAGGGUGGCCUUGCUGUCAGGGCUGUCCCCUCAGAGGGGCUGUCCCCUCAAAAGGUGACCUCCCUGUUGGGGCUGUCCCCCGAGCUGGUGGCCUCCCCCGGGGGCUGUCCCCUCUCUGGGGGCUGUUCCCUAAGGCAGUGGCAUCACACUGGGGGCUGUCCCCUCAGAGGGUGGCCUUGCCCUCAGGGCUGUCCCCUCAGAAGGGCUGUCCCCUCAAAAGGUGACCACCCGAGGGGCUGUCCCCUCAGAGGGUGGCCUUGCUGUCAGGGCUGUCCCCUCAGGCAAUGGCCUCCCUGUUGGGGCUGUCCCCUCAAAGGGUGGCCUUGCCCUCAGAGCUGUCCCUUCUCGGGGUCUGUCCCCUGAGCUGGUGGCCUCCCCCAGGGGCUGUCUCCUCUCUGGGGACUGUCCCCGCUCAGGGGGCUGUCCCCUCAGGGGGUGGCCUUCCCCGGGGGCUGUCCCCUCUCUCUGGGGUCUGUCCCCUGAGCUGGUGGCCUCUCCCGGGGGCUGUCCCCUCAGGCAAUGGCCUCCCUGUUGGGGCUGUCCCCUCAAAGGGUGGCCUUGCCCUCAGAGCUGUCCCUUCUCGGGGUCUGUC